UUAAUUUUAAUCACUUUUUUAACUCUGUGAGAGGAGAGAGAGAGAUCUCUCGCCGGUAGAAAAAAAAUUCUCAUCUCCCCCCACGGCGAGCGAAACUUCCGGCGAAAUCUUUAAAGUAGAGAGAGGGAAGGAAGAAGAAAGAAAAAAAAAUAAUAAGUAAAGAAGAGAGAAACUCAAAAGGUACGAAGAUGGAAUCAGAAUUCCAGCAACAUCACUUCCUUAUCCACCAACACGAUCAUCAACACCAAAGACCAAGAAACUCUGGUUUGAUUCGUUACCAAUCAGCACCGAGUUCUUAUUUCUCCAGCUUCGGCGAAUCUAUCGAAGAGUUCUUAGAUCGACCCACUAGUCCCGAGACGGAGCGAAUCUUAUCCGGCUUUUUGCAAACCACCGACACUAGCAACAACGUCGACAGCUUCCUUCACCACGCUUUCAACAGCGACGGGACUGAGAAGAAACCUCUGGAAGUUAAAACAGAGGAGGAGGAGUCGAUUGAGAUUCCGGUGACUGCUGCGACGGCGAUGAAUGUCGGAGAUGUUGAGAUUCCGGGGGAUUCUUAUGCUUUGGUUUCGAGGAAUUUGGGUCGGAAUAAGAGACCUAGAGAGAAAGAUGAUCGGACUCCUCCGGUGAAUAAUCUAGCUCGUCAUAAUAGUUCGCCGGCCGGAUUGUUUUCAUCCAUUGAUGUUGAAACAGCUUAUGCGGCUGUGAUGAAAAGUAUGGGAGGUUUUGGAGGGGGAAAUGUGAUGAAUACAAGCAAUACUGAAGCUUCGUCUCUUACUCCUAGAAGCAAGCUUCUUCCUCCAGUUUCUAGAGCGAUGAGUCCGAUCUCUGAGGUUGAUGUUAAGCCCGGUUUCUCGUCUAGAUUGCCGCCUCGGACACUUUCCGGUGGGUUUAAUCGAUCGUUUGGUAAUGAAGGGUCUGCUUCGUCUAAGCUUACGGCUAUCGCAAGGACCCAAUCUGGAGGUCUAGAUCAAUACAAAACCAAGGAGGAAGAUUCAGCUAGUAGGCGUCCUCCUUUGGCGCAUCACAUGAGUUUGCCCAAGUCUUUAUCAGAUAUUGAACAGUUACUCUCAGAUUCUAUACCGUGUAAGAUCAGAGCCAAGCGUGGUUGCGCCACUCAUCCUCGGAGCAUUGCUGAGAGAGUGAGAAGAACCAAGAUCAGUGAAAGAAUGAGGAAGCUGCAAGACCUUGUUCCCAACAUGGACACGCAAACAAACACAGCAGACAUGUUGGAUCUUGCGGUUCAAUACAUCAAGGACCUGCAAGAUCAAGUGAAGGCGCUCGAAGAGGCUCGGGCAAGAUGUAGAUGCUCUAGUGCAUGAAACUAGAAAUUCUCAGUAUGCGAGAGUGCUAGCCAGGGAGUGAUUUGUGCAUAGAAGUAUCGGUUCGGCCUUUCCAGAAAAAGAAGUCGAAGAUAGCAAAGUAGAGAAGAGAUCAUGAACAGAGCUAAAUUUGGUGGAUGAUGGUGAAAAGGGUUUUGUAAAGCUGGAACCUUUUUUUUUGGUAGGGAAGUUUGUGUAAUGGUCCGAACUCCAAAGCUAUUGUUAAGUUGUUCUUUCUUACACCCAGAGAAAAAAGAAAAGCAGAAGAGAAGUGAUGUACGUACAAUGAGAAGCUUCUUUUAUUGUAACUCCUGCAGGGUAAUUAGCUAUUUUUCUCUUUGUUAGAAUCAUAAACAGCCAUGUCUUUGUUACUUUUACCAAAAAUAAUAAGACAAGUUCAUAAAUCUUGAACA
Messenger RNA from Capsella rubella, 1735 nucleotides. RefSeq names its product transcription factor bHLH122. Lineage: Eukaryota; Viridiplantae; Streptophyta; Magnoliopsida; Brassicales; Brassicaceae. The transcript has 6 exons. The coding region runs from base 189 to 1322 and encodes 377 amino acids. Gene Ontology annotation, molecular function: RNA polymerase II cis-regulatory region sequence-specific DNA binding; DNA-binding transcription factor activity, RNA polymerase II-specific; protein dimerization activity. Gene Ontology annotation, biological process: regulation of transcription by RNA polymerase II. The record is from RefSeq and is a predicted model, not a curated record. Gene Ontology annotation, cellular component: nucleus.